This is a messenger RNA of Caenorhabditis angaria, 719 nucleotides long. The record is from the annotation of a GenBank genome assembly. Lineage: Eukaryota; Metazoa; Nematoda; Chromadorea; Rhabditida; Rhabditidae.
AUGUCGCAAAGCUAUCACAGACCAAGACCAAGCGGAAUGGCUGGUAAGGAAAUCUCUAGGGGCCUAGGAGUCUGAUCAAAGAAUUAAAAUUCGAAAAAAUUGGAUCAAACGUAAAAUUUUCUGGGGGUUUAAAUGAACAAGUUCGAUUUUUAGAUGGGAUUCAGAACCCUCGAAGAAUCAUCGAUAUAUGUUUAUUUUUCAGGUGCCAUUCUCGAUAAACAAGCUAGCAAAUUCAACGAUAUUGAGGCGGGUUAUCUUCUUGAGUGGAUUCGAGAUUUAAUCAAAGAAGAUGUCGAUGUUGAAGGAUCACGUGAUAAUUUUAGAGAACAACUAAAAGAUGGACAAAGAUUGUGCAAGUAAGUAAACAGUUUAAACAUAUUUGAGGUUUGAUCAUCUUACAUUUUUGAGCUUGUGUAAUUUAGAAAAAAUAAUUUUGAACACUUUUUUAUAGAUUAGUAAACGCAAUUCAAGCUGGAAGUGUGAAAAAGAUCAUGAAACCAAUUUCGAAUUUCAACUGUUUGGAAAACAUCAAUCAAUUCACCGGAGCUGCUCGCAAACUUGGAGUUAAAGACGAGGAAACUUUCCAAUCUGUAGAUCUUUUCGAUGGCCGCGAUUUGUUUUCGGUUACUGUAACUCUGCAAAGUCUCGCGAGAAAAGUGGAGAAACUUGGAGUUGCUCCACCAAAACAAGUUGCCAAGGAUCAAAUUGUCAAUAUUUAA